AUGGAAAAUGAUAUAUCAGUCAUAAUAGAACUAUUGGAGUCUCAAAAUGCAAAACAAAUCAAUAAAGGUUUAAGUUUACUAGAGAACCUACUAAGGAACUUGUUACCAACAAUUGAAAAUUCAUUCACAACCAUUCACGCUUCAAGAUCAAGUAAUACACAACAAUCACAACUUAAUCAAUUCUUAAGUCUUCAAGACAAUUUUAGCUAUAACUUGACCUCAGUUUUAAUUAGUAUAUAUAAUCAACGUUUAUCAACAGAAGAAAUACUAUCAUGUAAUAAGUUAAUUCAAGGUUUGCUUCUACUACAUCCUCAAUCAAAGACAAUAUUCAACAAGAAACAAAACAUGAAACUUAUUCUAAAUUUAUUAAAGUAUAAUUCUUCAAAUCAAAAUCAAAAUUUGAAUAUUAUAAUAUCAACAAUAUCUACAUUAAUUCAUAUAUUAAUCAAAAACUACAAAAAUUAUAGAAUAUUUGAGAGUUUGAGUGGUUGUAAAUUAAUUAUUGAAAAUUUGAAACUAAAUUCAAUAAAUGAUCUAACUUUGAAUGAUACAUCAAAAAAUAAUUCAUUAUCAAUUAUUCAACAAAAUUUAAAUUUUAAAAUUAUUGAAUUUUUAAUGUUUUAUACUAUUGAUGAAAUAGAUAAUCCUGAUCCAAAAUCUCUAGAAGAAAAAAUUUCAUUCUUUAAGGAGGAGUUCCCUGAAAUUGAUUCGUUAGUUGAAAGUUUGAAUGAAUUAAUUAAUUUAUAG
Molecule: messenger RNA, 747 nt
Organism: Lodderomyces jiufengensis
Lineage: Eukaryota; Fungi; Ascomycota; Pichiomycetes; Serinales; Debaryomycetaceae
Exons: 1
Coding region: 1-747 (248 amino acids)
Source: RefSeq, a predicted model, not a curated record